Molecule: messenger RNA, 210 nt
Organism: Pseudozyma hubeiensis SY62
Lineage: Eukaryota; Fungi; Basidiomycota; Ustilaginomycetes; Ustilaginales; Ustilaginaceae
Exons: 2
Coding region: 1-210 (69 amino acids)
Source: RefSeq, a predicted model, not a curated record
AUGAACGACUUUGCGCUUCGGUGCUCGUACCGCAGUUUUCCAGGUCAAAAGGAAGAAGCGAAGAACGCGAAUAAUCGCUUUUUGCAGCAGCACACCCUUCGAUACCGGUCUCCGUAUCUGUACGGACUCAGUCUUUCGCUGUAUUCCGAUCCCGCACCCCUGGUCUACGAAGCUGCGCAGCCGCCGCCGCCCGCCGACAGCACCAUCUGA